Messenger RNA from Grosmannia clavigera kw1407, 1491 nucleotides. RefSeq names its product succinate-semialdehyde dehydrogenase. Gene Ontology annotation, molecular function: succinate-semialdehyde dehydrogenase (NAD+) activity. The transcript is spliced from 2 exons. Gene Ontology annotation, biological process: GABA catabolic process. The record is from RefSeq and is a predicted model, not a curated record. Lineage: Eukaryota; Fungi; Ascomycota; Sordariomycetes; Ophiostomatales; Ophiostomataceae. Bases 1 to 1491 code for a protein of 496 amino acids.
AUGCUCCCCAAGCUGCGAGACCCGUCGCUACUCAAGACGGGCGUCUGCUACGUUGAUGGCAAGUGGAUCCCGGCGAGCUCUGGCAAGACGUUUGAUGUCAACGACCCGUCGACCGGAAAGUUUAUCGGCGUGGCACCCGAGUUUGACGCCAAAGAUACCGAGGCGGCGGUGGCUGUGGCGGCCAAGGCGUUCGACUCGUUCCGGCACAAGACGGGCCGCGAGCGGUCGAAGCUGCUGCGUCGCUGGUAUGAGCUCAUGAUGGAGAAUGCCGACGACAUUGCGACUCUGAUUACAUGGGAGAACGGCAAGCCGACGGCGGAUGCCAAGGGCGAGGCGGUGUACGCGGCCAACUUUUACGAGUGGUUCAGCGAGGAAGCGCCACGGAUCCGCGGCGAGACGAUCCAGUCGAGCGUGCCGGGCAACCGGGUGUACACGAUCCAGGAGCCGAUUGGCGUCUGCGGUCUGAUCACGCCGUGGAACUUCCCGGCAGCGAUGAUCACGCGCAAGGUCGGGCCUGCGCUGGCUGCGGGCUGCACGGUGGUUUGCAAGGCACCGGGCGAGACGCCGUUCACGGCGCUGGCGGUUGCGGAGCUGGGCCAUCGUGCGGGCAUUCCGGCUGGUGUGGUCAACAUCAUCACGGCGCUCAAGAAUACGCCCGAGGUGGGUGAGGUACUGACGACACACCCGACGGUGCGCAAGGUGUCGUUCACGGGUUCGACGACGGUGGGCAAGCUGCUGAUGCGGCAGUGCUCGAGCACGCUGAAGAAGAUGUCACUGGAGCUGGGCGGCAACGCACCGUUCAUUGUGUUUGACGACGCGGACCUGGAGGCGGCCGUGGAGGCGGCCGUGCAGUCCAAGUUCCGGUCGUCAGGCCAGACGUGCGUGUGCGCCAACCGGAUCUUUGUGCAGCGCGGAGUGUACGACGACUUUGCUGAGCGGCUGGCGGCCAAGGUGCGGGCAUUCCAGGUGGGCAACGGUUUUGAGGCGGGCACGACUCACGGGCCGCUCAUCCACGACCGCGCCGUCAGCAAGGUGGAGGAGCACGUGCGGGACGCGGAGAAGAACGGCGGCAAGGUGAUUGUGGGCGGACACACGAUCCCGUCGCUGGGCGGCAACUUCUUUGAGCCGACAGUGAUCACGGGUCUGACACAGAAGAUGCGGAUGGCACACGAGGAGACAUUCGGCCCGGUGGCAGGGCUGUUUGCCUUUGAGACGGAGGAGGAGGUGGUGCGGAUUGCCAACAACACCGAGGUCGGGCUGGCGGGCUACUUCUUCUCGCGCGACGUGGAGCGCUGCUACCGGGUGGCGGAGCACCUAGAGGUCGGCAUGGUGGGCGUGAACGUCGGGCUGAUCUCAGAGGCAGCUUCGCCUUUUGGCGGUGUCAAGGAGUCUGGUUUUGGCCGUGAGGGUUCUGGUCUCGGCAUUGGCGAGUACCAGGUAACGAAGAUGGUGACGAACGGCGGGAUGGGCAAGCCGCUGCAGAGCAGCUGA